AUGGCAGAGAAGCGGCGGUCCCCGUGCGCACUGAGCGUCAAGGCGCACGCCUUCUCCGUGGAGGCGCUAAUCGGAGCGGAGAAGAGGCGCAGGACGGACGGAGAAGAUGCUGUGUCCCCCGGCUACGAGGACGGGACCGAUGUCUCUGAUCUGACCGGGAGCCCGGUGCCGAGGGUUGACCGAGCGUGCACCAAGGAGCAGGGCAGCGAGGCCGAGUGUGCGAGUGACGGAUCCCCGGAGAGCGAGGACGCGCUGCUGGAGAGCCCGCAGCCCGCCGCUGUGUGCACGGCGCCGGUCACAGCCACCGGAGACGAGGCCCGCGUGGACCUGCAGGGAUCCGACCUGUGGAAACGGUUCCACGAGAUUGGCACGGAGAUGAUCAUCACCAAGGCUGGACGGCGGAUGUUCCCCGCAAUGCGCGUGAAGAUCACGGGCUUGGACCCACACCAGCAGUAUUACAUAGCCAUGGAUAUAAUCCCCGUGGACAACAAACGAUACAGGUAUGUGUACCACAGCUCCAAGUGGAUGGUAGCGGGGAAUGCGGACUCCCCUGUGCCGCCCAGAGUGUACAUUCACCCGGACUCCCCGGCCUCAGGAGAGACGUGGAUGCGUCAGGUGGUCAGCUUCGACAAACUCAAACUGACCAACAAUGAGCUCGAUGACCAGGGACACAUCAUUCUACACUCCAUGCACAAGUACCAGCCGCGGGUCCACGUGAUCCGAAAAGAGUGUGGAGAGGAGCUCUCCCCAGUGAGAAGCGUUCCUGCUGGGGAAGGCACUCGCACCCUCUCCUUCCCCGAGACUGUGUUCACCACAGUCACAGCAUAUCAGAAUCAACAGAUAACAAGGCUGAAAAUUGACAGAAACCCAUUUGCCAAAGGCUUCAGAGACUCUGGCAGAAACCGGAUGGGUCUGGAGGCUUUGGUCGAGUCUUAUGCCUUCUGGCGUCCUUCUCUGCGAACGCUCACAUUUGAAGACAUCCCUGGCAUGGCCAAGCAAGGAAUCCCAGGAGCUCAUGGAGGGCUCGGAGCAACAUCUCACUUGCUCUCCGCGUCCCCAUGCUCCUCACCUUUCCAAGUUUGCCCUCUCAGCCCACCUGAAUACACCUGCAGUCGACCUACACACCCCCUCCAUCGGUUCAGCAGCGGCCCCGAGCCAUACCCCCAUCCCAGAGGUCCAUCGGCGUAUGACAGUGAAGGAUUCUGUACCCUGCCUCUUCCUGCUUCUCAACUUGGCUAUCUAUCCAACCACAACCCGCAGGGUUACGCUGGUCUUCGCCUCCAUUCACCGCCCUACAGCCUGUAUGGUUACACAUUCCCUCCGUCACCGCGCCUCGCUGCCAGCCCUGAUAAAAUGGCUGCUGCAACUGCCAAUCAUCAGAGUCCCUUCCUUGGCUCGUCUCCUAGUGGGACUCUAACGGACAGUCUGGGUAUGCUCAGUGGAGGACAGCAGGGUUUUUUGUUUGACUCUCGGACUUUAGGACUAGCAGGUACUCAACCAGGAGGUGGGGCCUCACAGGUCACUGCCCACAUGGGUUGAAUUUGAUACUGGAUGUCUAGGUUGUCGCGAAAAACUAAAUGACACCCUGGAAUGGGUGUAAGUUGCUUUUGGUUGAGACAGUUCUACAAAUGAAUCAUCCAUGUGCUGAACAGGCAUUGAGCUGGGGUGGACUAAGAGAAGAUUGACAUAUCAAGCUAUCGUUUCUGUGAUCAUGCAAGCUUGUCAAAGCUUCUUUAACUGCAUGUGCAGCUGCAGUGUUCACUAAACGAAGAAAUAUCCUGCAGCUUUGAUUAAGGAGUCCAAGCAAUGCAACUCAGAGACUGAACUGGGACUGAAUAUGGAUAGGGCCGACAGAGAGCUGGCCCAGACACUCAAAGCAAGCACUUCAACCCCUGGCAGGAGGCCCUGAAGCAGUAUUAUACUCACACAGCAUUCUGCACGGCCUCUAUGAUCUCCCCUUCUUUGAAAGGAGUAACUGAACACUAUUUUUUUACUUUCUUUUUAAAGGGAUAUUUCGACUGAUUUCCUUUAGCCAAUUAAAUUAUCUGUCUCAGUAAAUGCCUGCCAGUGUUCUUGAUCAAUUCUUUGAAUUAAUCAAAUGUCCACUUAGUAAUAUGCACUACAGCCAGGGUCUUUUCACCACUCAGACUGAGGCAAACACAAAACUUUUACAAACAUCACCAGUAGCCUGUCACAUACUAACACGAUGACAUCACUGCCAUAAGAAAUCAAGGGAGAUAUGUCAGUGACAGUUAUGGUCUGACAAGGUUAAAGCUGUGGGAGAGCGACCGAUGACGGACCGAUCUAUAAAUUCUAUGUCUGGUUGGACAGAUGAUGCAGCUGUUUGGAAGUCAGGCUGAAGAACGUCUUUCCGUAUGUGACACAGAUGUAACUGCACAUGAUGGCUCUGUAUAUAGCGGGUUGGAGAGGAGAGAUGUGUAUAUAAAAGGCUGUGUGACCCUUCGCACUUAAAAACCCCAACGCACCUGCUUCUGCUCUUUAGACUGGGUCAGGUACAUCCAGCCCUGAACCUGACUGAAAAGCUUUUUUGUUUCUUUGCAAAUAUGGGAGAUAUCGGCACGCUGUUUGGCCGAGGACAUUAACGUGAUCUUUGACCUUCUUGAGCCAAAUAAAAUAUAUCUAUUCAUAAGACAAUGUUUAUAUGUAGCCUGAUCAAUAUUUUCUAACUUAACUGAUUUCAGAUGCUGUAGUGAUGAUUAUAAGUGUAUGUGAAUUUUUGGCACAUAUUGUUUCACUAAAGUUAUCACAAUAUUUACAUAUGAAACAACAUAUGCUCAUGUAUUUGCUGGGUUGCGUUUUGUUAGUGUGUGUUUGUCUGCGUGUGUGUGACGCUAUAGAUGCCAGACAAA
Molecule: messenger RNA, 2870 nt
Organism: Pleuronectes platessa (European plaice)
Lineage: Eukaryota; Metazoa; Chordata; Actinopteri; Pleuronectiformes; Pleuronectidae
Gene: tbx18
Product: T-box transcription factor 18
Exons: 8
Coding region: 1-1539 (512 amino acids)
Biological process (GO): somitogenesis; cell fate specification; positive regulation of DNA-templated transcription
Cellular component (GO): nucleus
Molecular function (GO): DNA-binding transcription factor activity, RNA polymerase II-specific; RNA polymerase II cis-regulatory region sequence-specific DNA binding
Source: RefSeq, a predicted model, not a curated record